CUCUUUCACCUCUUGUUUCUUUUGAAUCUGAAAGGUUUGUCUUGUUGGGGUGAGGUUAAAGCCAUACCCCAAUACUAAAUGGCUGGUUUCCCUUGAAAAGAAAGGACCCAAGAAUCCCCCACAGGCGAUGUUCCUAAGCACUUGGUUCCUUUGCCCAUUUCUCCUGACUGCAUUAGCAUCAGGAAAUCCCACACACUGAUGUGAAAAUAUUAAAUUGGGUUUGAACUGGACACUGAAACUUUAAACUACUUUAGCAUCCAUGCCUGAAACUCUUUAGCUAAUUGUUGAAGCUCAGUGCAAAUGUAUUAAUCUCCUUUGCUGUCAGUGUUGGUGACUUCCAGCUGCUUGAUACGAAAUGCACUGUGUCUUGUUGCCAGCAAACUGAGAGUAAUUUGGGUAAUUAUUUUUUUAUCAGUGGUCCAACUAAAUGAAGAAUCCCAAAUGACUCUUCUAGUGUCUUUCAGUCAAAGAUGCCAAAAUGCUUUACAGACUCUUAAAACAGUCAUGUGUUAGGCAGGUUUUUAUUCUGUUUUAUAAAUAGGGAAACUGAGGAACAGACAGAAAAAGUGACUUGCCUGCAGUCACGCAGUGAGUCAGUGGUGGAAGUGGGAAUAGAACCCACUUCUCUGCCCUACCAUUAGAUCACCCUAGAAGCUACAAUCUGAGACUAGAGCUCUGGAAAGCAAGAAAAUGCCUGUGUAAUUUAACAUUGCAGCCAAAAUUAAUCCUAUAGUAUAGACUGAAAAUGCUGAAAGACAUACCCAUUCUGCCCAAUCCCUGAAAGCUGCGGGCAGAGUAGACUCUUCCUUGCCCUUCUCUCCCUGCCCAUCCUUGAUGUGUGUUUGGAAUUCUUGCACCCUGGUACUGGGCAAAUUCUUCUGGUUUCUUUAUCCUGCCAGCUGAAGAAAUUCGCUCUUAUCUUGCCACUAAAGCAGAUACAACAUUGGUAUGGCUGGUGACCCUGUUUAUAAAGCCCUACUCUAUACAAUAGCAAUCUGGUAUGUUCUGUUUGAACACUCCUCUCAUUGGAAAACGUUAUUUAGCUAAUUACAAAGCACGUGUUGCUUUAGGGUUUCAUACUUGCAUCUCAUCUGCUUAAAGUGUAACAGUAAAAUCUCAUCUUAUGCUCCUAUAGCAUGAGAUGCGCUAGGGUUUGUGUUACAAGAUGAAUUUGCUUUCUCAUCGUGAUUGUGGUUGGAGCAGUCAUUCUCUAAGGACUUUACACUUCUUUUUUUUGAGAACCAGUGUGACCGUGUUUCUUACCUGACAGUGUUAGUGCGUUUUUUAUUUGGUUAAAAAGGAAAGAGCUUUUUCUGUUUUGGGAACACUAACGCCCUCACUCUGGUGACUAUGGAUAAGGUGUGUUUCAUGCUCCUUGAAUGAACUUGGAUGUACAGUAAAAUCUGUAAAAAUACAAGCCAUGUAGGAAAAGCAACUUGAGCCAUUGGAUAUGCACAGGUCAAACGGUUGCUAUUUGGAAAUAGUAUAAAUGCAAUGGCAAGUGUGGGUGUGUAGUGCCUCGCACAAUGGGCCCUGUGAUGCUAAUGCACUACAAAAAAUACGUAUUUCUUAUGAGGAAUAUUGGAAUAAUAACACUUACUCAUAGGCAAAGUCAGUAUUAGCACUAGUAAAAGACGACAAACACUUUUUGCAGAAAAUGCAUCAUUUUAAUUCCCAGCUUUUGAAAAGGAGCAACUUAAUUUAUUCAACAUUUUACACAAAAAAUGGAAAGCAGUUUCCUCCCUGUCUUAUUCAUUGGCAAAAUUGAAAAAGGUGGGGAUAGGAAAAACAAAAUGAAAAGUAGUUAAAUUUUUCUUCCAAUUUUUUCCAAAUAAGAGAAUUUUUUGCAAAAAAUUCCCUCUUCAAAUAGGCCAUUUUUUUAAUUGGAAUAAAUUGUUUGAAAAAUGUCAGCCAGCUGUUGUCAUUAUAAAUGACAGGACUCGCAUCAGGCAUGAGCAUAUGGAAACUGUUUAGCAAACCUCACGAUUGGAAAUACACAUGUGAUGUGCAUGUAGGGAAAGAGUCUGGUCCCAACUGCUCGUUGCAUUACAGCCAAAGUAAUCUAGGAACUCAAUGCAUCCUCCAAUGGAGGGGAAGAGGAUGGGAAUUUAGUGCUUGAGAACGACUCCUAUGACUUUCCUCGUUUUUAAAGAGAUUAACAAAAUAAAAGGCCCCAGCUGUGUAGGUAGUGAAAUGCCUGAUAAUCUGUAAGAAUGGCUGACACUUUAAAUAAUAAAAAAGAAUAGUCUAAUCCUCAGUAGAGGGCAUUGUACUUCCGCUUGCCUGCAGAAGAAAGGGAACUGACAGAAUACUUUCUCUCUACUCUCUGGUCCCAUGACUCACUCUUCUUGGCUGUUAGUAUUAUUUAUUAUUGGUAUUGUAGUAAGUAGUGCCAAGGAGUCUGAGUCACAGACCAGGAUCCCAUUGUGUUAUAGCCACAUCAGUAAAUAUUAAUUCACCAGAUCACAUGCUCCAAGAUAUUUCGUAUCUAAGUUGCUUGGAUGUUUCCAAACAAAAUUUUGCCAAUGCGCAGUUAAGGCUGUCAGUUUAUUCUCCCCUCCAAAAUUAUCUAAUUUAUUCAAGUAUUACUCUUGAGAAUGUAACCAUUAUAAAGUCAGCACCUUCUUAGUUCUGACUCUUCUAUUGCUGUGACCGCUGUGGCCCUCUAAAGACAAAGUGUACUGUGAGGAUGAGACAGAACUAACAAAUGCCCUUCUCAGUGUAGCAGAUUUAGGCACAGAGACAGAGAGGGGUUAGGCUAUAAACACAGCUUUCCCACAGACAGUAACUUCAGCCUCCCACGUCUCAGUCCUACACCAGACUCUUCUACCAGCUUACCUGGUCAGAACAAAACUGACCUUCUCCAACUGUCUUGUGGAUGUCACUGCAUUCCAUUCCCUCUCAUUGCUUCCUAUGCUGCGUUGCUAAGAGCCUUGGUGUGUGUCACUGACCACCAUUAUUACAUAUACAUGUUGCAUAUGACCAAGAUGUAUGUAGUAAGACCAAGGAGAGAUUUCAAGGCUGGUGGGAGCCAUCGUGAUUUUACAGGCCCCUGUGACCACCCACUGUGGGCAGUCCAAAGACAGCUACAAGUUGCCAAAACUCCAAUUUGGGUCAGAGAAACCUGAAGCCCCAAGACAGCCCAUUUUGGGGGCUGAAGGAAACUUACGUAUAACAGCUGAAGGCAGAGUGUACUAUCUCAUUUCUCUGGGCAAAAGAAAAUACACAAUUACUAGAGGAAAAAUGCUAGAUUGAGGGGAAAGUGCCCCCCCAAAAGCCAGCUGAGACAGAUGUGCUUGAGGAUGCAGGGCUGAAGAGCAAAGGCAAGUUGGAAGGUGCUACAGCACAGCACCUGCUGCCCCUGGAAGAGGUAAAGCAGGGAGACUGUCCACUACAGGGGGAAGUAGUAAUGAUGGAAUAAGAUCAUCCACUGGAGAGGGACAUGGCCACAGCUCUGCAGCCAGAAGAGGAGGAGGUGAUGGAAGGAGAAGACUCACUGAAAGGUUCUGAAUCCUCUCCACUGCGUUUAGAUGGGGAUGUUGGAGGAGACAGUCUGAUCCAGGGUGUUGCAGCUGCUUGCCCACAGUCAAAACAGGAUAUAGGCUCUCUGGAAAGAGAUGAUCUGGUGAAGUGGCUCUUCCUCCAGCUUCUGGAAGGGGAGAGGAGGCGCAAGGAGGCAGAGAAAAGGUGGGAGGAGGCAGAAACAAAAUUUCAGCAAUUUCUCCUGGAGCUAGGAAAGAGAGCGAACAGGUUGGCUCUGAGCUCCCAGGUCAGACCUGGAGAAGCACUCCCUCCUCCCCUAGCUUCUCCAGACCACAUACGGCCGUCACGCUCAUUCUGGAUACACAUUCAGAGGGCCUAUCGGUGGCUGAAAGACCAAUGGUCCCUACGUAUGAGUCUGUGUCUCCCAAGGCAAGUCCAAGAGACUCAUUGCAGUGAUGUAAGGGAGGCUGACGACUAUGCAGAAAUGUGUCGGUACAGAUUUAGGGAGUACAGAUUCCAGGAGGCAGAGGGACCCCAGGAGGCUUACGCUCACUUAUCCGAGCUGUGCCACAAGUGGAUCCAGCCCAAAAGCACGAGUGCAGCACGGAUUGCUGACAUGCUAAUCACAGAGCAGUUCCUGGAGAUCCUCCCACAUGAUGUUCAGGCAUGGGUUAGGAGGAACAGGCCAGACACUGGGAGUAGGGCUGUGUCCUUAGCAGAGUACAUCCUGGCCAUAAAGGAGCAUGGUCAGUGCUCAACACUGGUAAGGCCUCCAGAAUGUCCCGUGAGGGAGAAAUGUAGGGCUGGAAAAGCAGGGGGUGGGAUUAUGACUUCAAGGACCACAAAUGCGCUUCCUGAUGAGAAACUGGGAAGCUUGCACACAUGGUCACAUAGCUUACCGCGACCCUGAGAGUGCUGCACUGUGGGUGGAGGGGUGGGGACUGGAUUAGAAUCAUAGAAUCAUAGAAUAUCAGGGUUGGAAGGGACCUCAGGAGGUCAUCUAGUCCAACUCCCUGCUCAAAGCAGAUGCUCUCAUCCCUAUGACACAUGAGGCAACCCAGGGUUGCCACAUUUCUUACUCCAUUGUAGUCUGUUCCAUCUUUGGAACAUCAGCAACAUCAUUGUCAAUAGUUUUCUUAUAUGUCAUCUGCUGUCCUCCUCUUUUCCAUCUUCCACCAAGUGGUGUCCAGUCAAGGGCUUAUCUAGGAAUGCGUUUUUUCUAGGGCUGUCAAUUAAUCACAGUUAACUCAUGCGAGUCACUCAAAAAAUUAAUCUUGAUUAAAAAGAUUAAUUGCAGUUUUAAUUGCACUGUUAAACAAUAGAAUACCAAUUGAUAUUUAUUAAAUAUUUUGGAUGUUUUUCUACAUUUUCAUAUAUUGUAUUCUGUGUUGUAACUGAAAUCAAACUGUUUAUUUUUUAUUACAAAUAUUUGCACAGUAAAAAUCAUAAAAGAAAUAGUAUUUUUCAAUUCACCUCAUACUGUUACUAUAGUGCAAUCUCUUUAUCGUGAAAGUGCAACUUACAAAGGUAGAUUUUUUUUGUUUGUUACAUAACUGCACUCAAAAAAUAAAACAAUGUAAAACUUCAGAGCCUACAAGUCCACUCAGUCCUACUUCUCAUUCAGCCAAUUGCUAAGACUAACACAUUUGUUUACAUUUACAGGAGAUAAUGCUGCCUGCUUCUUUUUUACAAUGUCACCUGAAAGUGAGAACUGGCAUUCGCAUGGCACUGUUGUAGCUGGCGCUGCAAGGUAUUUAUGUGCCAGAUAGGCUAAACAUUCAUAUGCCCCUUCAUGCUUUGGCCAUCAUUCCAGAGGACAUGCUUCCAUGCUGAUGAUCCUCGUUAAAAAAGUAAUUCAUUAAUUAAAUUUUGACUGAACUCCUUGUGGGAGAAUUGUAUGUGCCCUGCUCUGUUCUACCCACAUUCUGCCACAUAUUUCAUGUUAUAGCAGUCACGGAUGAUGACCCACCACAUGUUGUUCAUUUUAAGAACACUUUCACAGCAGAUUUGUCAGAACGCAAAGAAGGUACCAAUGUGAGAUUUCUAAAGAUAGCUACAGCACGCAACCCAAGGUUUAAUAAUCUGAAGUGCUGUCCAAAAUCUGAGCGGUAUGAGGUGUGGAGCAUGCUUUCAGAAGUCUUAAAAGAUCAGCACUCCGAUACAGAAACUACAGAACCUGAACCACCAAAAAAGAAAAUCAACCUUCUGCUGGUGGCAUCUGAAUAAGAUAAUGAAAAUGAACACGCGUCGGUCCGCACUGCUUUGGAUUGUUAUCGAGCAGAACCCGUCAUCAGCAUGGAUGCAUGUCCCCCAGAAUGGUGGUUGAAGCAUGAAGGGACAUGUGAAUCUUUUAGCGCAUCUGGCACGUAAAUGUCUUGCAACGCUGCCUACAACAGUGCCAUGCGAAUGCCUGUUCUCACUUUCAGGUGACAUUGUAAACAAGAAGCAGGCAGCAUUAUCUCCUGCAGAUGUAAACAAACUUGUUUGCGCGAUUGGCUGAACAAGAAGUAGGACUGAGUAGACUUGCAGGCUCUAAAAUUUUACAUUGUUUUAUUUUUGAAUGCAGUUUUUUGUACAUAGUUCUUCCUUUGUAAGUUCAAAUUUCAUGAUAAACAGAUUGCACUACAGUGCUUGUAUUAGGUAAAUUGAAAAAUACUAUUUAUUUUUUACAGUGCAAACACUUGUAAUCAAAAAUAAAUAUAAAGUGAGCACUGUACACUUCGUAUUCUGUGUUGUAAUUGAAAUCAAUAUCUUUGAAAAUGUAGAAAACAUCCAAAAAUAUUUAAAUAAAUGGUAUUCUAUUGUUUAACAGUGCGAUUAAUCAUGAUUAAUUUUUUAAUCACGCAUUUAAUUUUUUUCAUCACUUGACAGCCGUAGUCUUUUCAUAUCUGUACAACAUACCCAAACACCUUCAUCCUUAUUUCUCAAAUCAUUGUCCCUACAGUCUGUUGGUCAGUCCUUUGUAACACAUCAGCAUUAGUUACUUUAUCCCACCAGUGGACACCAAGUACUCUCUGUAAGCAUCUCCUAUGUAAUGCGUUAAGUUUCCUUUUGCCAAGUUUCUGAAGAAUAUAACCUUGUGGGUAUCACAAUGACAUUGUAUAACUUUAGCUUGGUUCUUAUGUGAAUCUCCUUACUUUUCCAAAUCCAAUAUCAGUGUCAAAUAUAGGGGGUCAGUAAUCAUGGUGCUUCUGUGAUUGACAUGACAAUACAAUAUGACAAACAAGUGUGUGCUUCUGAGAUAGACAAUCAGUGCUGAUGGCCAGCUCAAUCAGGAAGUGGAAGCAAGAACUGGAAAGGCUUGUGAAACUGAUAUAUAUGUGGAGAAGUGGGGGUUGUUUGGGGAAUCAGGAUGUGGAGUAGUAUUUGCAAAUCCUUCACUGACUGUAAGUGUUGUAUAAAGGCAGGGAUCGUGAGAACUAGAGAGGGGGUUGCGGAGGGAAGACGGCUGUUGGGGCUGAGGGGUAUUCUAUCAUGAGGGUCUGUUGAAAUGGAAAGGAGAUUGACCUCUUUGGUUGUCAGGGUGAUAGAAAUCAACCUUUUCCAGGGAUUCUAGGGCCAUGGAGUACCAGAAACAGUUAUGUGGAUAAGCCUGUAGAGGGCUAAUCGGUACUAAUCAGUAUACCCGGGCACAAGGUAGGGAUCACAAGCAGUGUGCUGAGCAGCACCUGACAGUGAAAUAAUGUUGACCUGCCUUACAGGGGUGGUGGAGAGGCUUAAAGUUUGUAAAGCAUUCUUGUCAGCCUCUCAUUGGAAUCUCUGUAAUGCUUGAUAAUAAGACAUGGCAGGAGGAAGACAAUUAAAUUUCUACCCUAUAUUUUUUUCCCCAACCCACAAAUUUUCAAAUGCAAAACCUCUAUCCUACUUCAAUGGUAAAACUUUAAUCACUCCAGUGAGAAAGAGUUAUGGUUCCCACAGCAACAAGAUUAAUAUUCCUUGCUGGUGUGUGCACAGUUGCUAUGGAAACCUGGUAACUCUGAAUUUCCUGAUUUGAGACUAAAAUCCCUAUUUUACAGUUGUCUAAAACCUAUUCCACUCUUCUCCUACACAGCUAUGUUGCUGCUCCUAUUCCAGAUCCUAGAGCCUUUGGCCACUCAUAGAAUCACAGAAAUGGAGGGCUGGAAAGGACCUCAGGAAGUUGUCUAAUCCAUCCCCCGCAACCUCCUGUCUUUCUGGGGCAGGAUUUAAGUGUACCUAGACAGGGGUUUGGGAGUUUAAGGACAGGUUAGACAAUGAUGGAGAUUCCACAACCUCCCUUGGUAACCUAUUCUAGUACGUAAUACUUGGUUAGAAAUUUUUUCCUAAUAUCCAACCUACAUCUCCCUUGCUGCAAAUUAAGCCGAUUACUUCUUGUCCUUCCCUUGAUGGACAUGGAGAACAAUUGCGUGUUGUCCUCUUCGUAACAAUAUCUGAAGACUUAGCAUAUCCUCCCUCAGCCUUCUCAAAACUAAAUAUGCCCAAUUAUUUCAACCUUUCCUCAGAGAUCAGAUUUUCUAAACCUUUUAUCAUUUUUAUUGCUGCCCUCUGGACUGCACCAGUUUGUUCACAUCUUUCCUAAAGUGUGGUGUCCACAACUGGACACAGUUUUCCAGCUGAGGCCUGACCAGUGUUGAGCAGAACAAUUCCCUCCCAUGUCUUACAUACAACAUUUCUGUUAAUACAUCCCAAAAUGACAUUUGCCUUGUUCACAACAGCAUCACAUUGUUGACUCAUAUUCUAUUUGUGACCCACUGUAACCCCCAGAUCCUUUUCAGCAGGAUUGCAGCCUACUCAGUUAUUUCCCCAUCUUGUAUUUCUGCAUUUGAUUUUUUCCUUCCUAGGUGCAGUCCUUUGCACUUCUCUACAUUGGAUUUUAUCUUACUUAUUUCAGACUAGUUUUCAAAUUGGCAUUCAUUCCUGUCCUCCAAAGUGCUCGUAGCCCCCCCCAGGUUGGUGUUGUCCACAUUCAAUCUGUGUCCAUCUCUCAAAUAUGUUCUCUGCUUGUU
Molecule: messenger RNA, 8468 nt
Organism: Chelonia mydas (Green sea turtle)
Lineage: Eukaryota; Metazoa; Chordata; Testudines; Cheloniidae
Exons: 1
Coding region: 3443-4393 (316 amino acids)
Source: RefSeq, a predicted model, not a curated record